UUGCUUAAAUAUCUGUUUGUUUCUUUUAGAAGGCUUUGUUAUACUUAUAGCCAGUCAAAACAUACAGUUUACAAAGUUUACGAAAAAAACCGAUUUGGAAGGGUUUACUUGUCCCACAAUGAAUAAGGAUUUUAAAGAAGAUAAGUUGAAUAAAAAGCAGUGUCUUAUAACAUGUGCAGAUAGCUCGUCGUGUUUGGGCGUUUUCCACGAUGAAGCUAAUAUGCACUGUGUGGGGUGCAAUCACAAAUUUCUUACCAAUUCAUCCGCCCCAUCUCUGGAUGGAAUGAAGUACCACUUUAAGCAAAGGUACUUGCUAGUCACUGAAGGGAAAACACGGGGCAAUGCAAGUUUACACUGUCAGACUUUAGGUGGACAUUUAGCAGACAUAACAUCAGAAGAGGAAGAAAUAUAUAUAGAGGAUCAAGUGUUCGACAGUGACUAUAAUAGUUCCACCUGGAUAGGAGCAUCGCGCAACACAAGUGGAGGAAUAUUUUACUGGGAAGAUGGUACACCAAUCUCUGACUAUUUCGUGAAAUGGGGACCAUUUCAACCAUGGGACGACCCAAACGAGAAGUGCGUAGUGCUGCUGAGUUCGGAGAAUGCAUGGUCUUGGCACGAUUAUGGUUGCCAUAACGUUUUCCGGAGCUUGUGUGAAUUUGACUAGUUUUUUUUUUUGGACGAAGUCCGUCUGAUAUCGGUUUGACUGCCUGUACAAUUUUACAGAGAAGAACUAAAUAUCCAAAGGAUUUUAAAAUCCAGGAAUCUCAUUGUCCAUUCUAUAAUUAGUGUAAUUAUCUAAAAGGUCUUUCUGAAACAUAUAUAUACAUGUCCAAAUUAUAGAGUACUCUAAAGGAGUAUCAGAAACAAACUUUCUAGUUAAAUGUCUCGGAUAUUUGAAAUCUGUGAACUUCCUCCCAAAAAAUAUUUAACACUGCUUUAAAAAAAUCAGUUAUUAACUCGUGAAUAUCUUAUUCAACAUAUGAAUUUACCGAGUUAUAAAUGAAUGACAUUCUAAAAUGAGGAGACUACAAAAUUGAAUAAUGUCCACGAUCCCAGAAAAAAUAUGUGCAUACCGAAAUAGACCAUAUAAAAGCAGUUUUACCAGUUUUUUUAAAGAUACUUCUUGUUACAAAUGUACGAUAACUAAAAAAAGUGUUCUUGCAGAUUGAUGCAGCUAUAUUGAAUUUGUGUUGUUGGUUUUUUUAAUCAUAUUCUUUAGUACCUGUAAGUUUGCUCCAUUCACUUUACGUACUAUUUAUAGUGACAAGUUCGGACAGAAAGAACAAAAAUGUAUUUUAUAUUGUGAUUCAUGUAAAACCAUUACAUAAUUAAAGUGCAAAUAUUCGAGAAGACGUGUUAUAAAAUGGUUAAAUGUUAGAGUACAUGUACCUUAAUUACAAUGUAAUUGGUUAUACUUGGUCUCCAUUAGAUCUUAAUAAGGUGGAUCCAGUGUCUUGUGAAGUCCGGGUUAUGUAAAAUAUACCCAGAUGAAAUACAGUGUCCGGAUUAAAACACUCUUAAAUUUACUGUUUUUGUCUCCUCAAUAAUUAAAUUGACGAUAUCUGGAGAGGAAAUGAUAUAAGUAUUGUUUUACUUGCUUUCAAAUCCAAUCUGAACUUCUUUGUUGUGAAAUGUUUGUAAUGUACAACUUAUUCAAUAAAUAAAGUUAUCUAAAUUGACGAUAUCAUUCAGUAACUACACUGUAUAUUCUUUGACAAUGCUUAUCAAUUUUGGGUCAUCCCUUAACAAGAAAAAUAGUCAUUCUGGAAAAACGGAGUGAACGAAUGAACACAAGUUAUGUGUCUAGACGUACAUCAAAUGAAAUAAAAAAAUGCCAAUCCCAUCUUGUAAAAAAACUUAGUUGAGUCCCUAUAAUAUACAAGUGUCUACAUAUUUUACAACAAAAUUCAGGCUAAAUACUUGCAAGAUAGGGUUUAAAAUUCUAGUUGAUAUCUAAAAAAAAAAUCAAGGGUUUCAAACACGUCUAUAUAGUUUCCAGGAAAAUCUCAGUCCUUAACACAUGCAAAAGCGUUAAAUGAAAGUUUUUCUUUGAACAUUACUUCUGGUUUAUUUUUGGGUGCACAUUUUAUUAUACACGUUUCUACAAGUCCGAUAAAAAACAUGCACUUGAUUCCCAUUAAAACCAUUGCUUAAUUUAUGUUUGUCACCAAAACAUCAGUCCAAAUCCGUAUUUUACUUGCAUGCACGAAUAACCGGGGCGGUAUAAUCGAUUGUCCAACUAAUUAGACUUUUCAAACAGACAUUGAGAUAUGUUUUUGAUGGAUGAUGCCUUUUCAGUAGGAAAAUAACAGUGUUAAAAAAGACUAUGGUUUCUGAUUAUAUGAUUAAAUGUAUUAUGAAAACCUAGACGUGUUGAUACGAGCAAAUAAAAUAUUUACAAUCCUCCAAUUCAGAACAACUAAUGCGUAUUAGAUGAAUUGACAACAACAUCACAUUAAAAGUGAAACUGAAUUUUAAAUGCAUGCACAUGCAUACAGUCUAUUUACACGAUGACAAAUAAAAUAUGGGGAUUCGGAAAAGGUUAUCUUAUUACGAAAGUAGUAUCACAUAGAACAUUUCCGAAAUCAUUGGCCCAAACAUAAGCUUGAUAAAUUAAGCCCAUAUCAUUCUAAAGCUUCGAUUUCAAAUUUUAACACAAAGUCUUAAUUUACAGAUAAAAAAAUCUAUUAAAUUAUUGAUGGUCCAAAUAAUUAUUCUUCAUGACAGAUCUGACAUCAGUGUUGUAUGCAUCAAAUCAAUAAAUAAUAGUUAAGGCUAAUGCAAUAAUUUAUCAUAAAGGUUAUUGUCAUAUAAAGGUCAGAUUAAGUUUAACGGUCUAAAAGGCAUUUUCCAAAGGGUUAUUUUGUCAAUGAAUAAAUACAAUUAGGAGCACUUUAAGAAUCUGUCCACAGGACAAUCCGUGCUAUAAAAUCCAAACCCUAGCCACAUAACCCCAUAACCUAUAACCCAAGAAGUAAUCUGAGUGAUUUUGUAGAAAUAAUCUGAUAGUAUUCAAUACAUGGGUAAAAUCAUACUGUCAAGAAUUGCUGCGGACAGAUUCUAAAGUGUAGCCUACAAUUCAUCUAAUUUUUACCAAUUUACAACAUUUUUAGCAAAAUUAAAGGAUUUGACCUUGUAGGUCAAUGUCAUUUAAAGGUCUAUGUCAAAUUUAGACAUGUGCAAGUAGAUUUCAUGCUUAUUAAGACCGGUCACUUUUUUAUCAAAAUAUGUGGAGGUUUCUGAGAAGCACACAUAAUAAGUGUGUCUACAGACACCCAAAAACCAGUUUUACCAUCCAACCCUGCCUCACCAACCUUACAAAUUUGUUUUGCAAGAGGUAUAGCAAACAAAACAUAGAAAACUUUUCAUAUAAAUAGCACAUUUAAUGGUCAUUUCAAUUUUCAUACAAACUGAAUUAAUAUCAGGAUUUAAUCCUAUACAUAACUACAAUGCUUUAUAGAUCAGUAAUUCUACUUACCAAUGCUUUCUAGAUCUGUUAUUGAAAUUAUAAAUGUUUUAUAGAUUUGUUAUUCACAUUAUCAAUUCUUUAUAGAUAAGUUAUUCUAAUUAUCAAUGCUUUAUAGAUCUGUUAUUCUAAUAUCGAUUCUUUUUAGAUUUGUUAUCCUAAUUAUCAAUACUUUAUAGUUAUUCUAAUUAUCAAUGCUUUAUAGAUCUAUUAUUGUAAUUUCCAAUGCUGUAUAAAUCUGUUAUUGUAAUUAUCAAUGCGUUAUAGAUUUGUAAUUCUUAUUAUCAACGCUUUAGAGAUUUGUUAUUGUAAUUAUCAAGGUUUUACAGACAUGUUAAUCUGAUUAUCAAUGCUUUAUAGAUUUGCAAUUCUUAUUAUCAAUGCUCAUUCUAAUUUUCAAUGAUUUAUAGAUAUUUUAUUCUAAUUACCAAUGC
Ruditapes philippinarum (Manila clam) is the source of this 3900-nucleotide messenger RNA. RefSeq names its product C-type lectin domain family 4 member D-like. The transcript has 4 exons. Bases 119 to 664 code for a protein of 181 amino acids. The record is from RefSeq and is a predicted model, not a curated record. NCBI's taxonomy places the organism in Eukaryota, Metazoa, Mollusca, Bivalvia, Venerida, Veneridae.